Molecule: messenger RNA, 2211 nt
Organism: Penicillium cataractarum
Lineage: Eukaryota; Fungi; Ascomycota; Eurotiomycetes; Eurotiales; Aspergillaceae
Exons: 2
Coding region: 1-2211 (736 amino acids)
Source: RefSeq, a predicted model, not a curated record
AUGUUGGACUGGAUGAAGGGGAACGAGGCUGGGGCUGCAGACACCUCCAAGGUGCUGGAGCCCCCCGAGACACCAGCUCCUGUGUUCGCGAUGCGCGCCUUCAAGAGCGCUUUAUUCGGCACGCCCGGUGCUGAGGAGGAAGAGAAGGAGAACGUGGAGGAAAAGGAACGCGCCUCUCAACCGAAACCGUCGGUUCACCAACGCAGCAAGAGUGACACCACCAAGCCCAUCACUAUCGAGAAGGAGCCCCCGAAAACAGACAUCAAUUCUACCUUCAACCCCGCGGGUUCGCCCACCAAGAGCAUACUCGUCACGCCCGGCACCAUUGCCAAUCGUCGCAAAACAGUCUCCUUUGGUAAGGGCGUGGUUGACAAUGAAGGGAAACGCGACAGUCAAUCUAGCCGGGCCCCCAAAACACCACCGAAUCCAAAUGGAAUUACUGCACAAUGGAUGUCGGGAUCGGCCAAUGGGAAGCCACCAAGCAAACUUACGCAGACUCUUCUUGACGCUCGUGAGAACGCGUCGAAAAACGCCGAGUCGGCCAAAUCUACUCAAGAUAAUUCGUCCGAAUCAAAACCCGCUGUACUCCCUGCAUCGAAGGACGAACCGGGCGUGGAAGAUGUUACUAUCAAUUUAGAUGAGCCACGGUCGGAGUCUGGCAAAUAUUGGAAGACGGAAUUCGACAAUUAUCGCGUGCGAACCAAUCGUGAGAUCAAAAAGCUCAUCCACUACCGAUCAAUCGCCAAGUCCUAUGCUCGAAAGAAGGAUUCAGAGGCGUUGCGUCUGGCAGAUAAACUUCGAGAAGAGGAAGAGAAAGUGGCAGAUAUGGAGCGUCAAGUGUCACGCCUUGCGGCCACAAUUGUCGGUGAAGGAUCCAAGGCAGACAAGGAGCAAUUGAUCCAAGACUUGACCAAGCAGACCACCCUGGCACUGCAAUACAAGCAGCAAGUUACUUCUUUGCGCAACACGCUAGAGCAACAAGGCGUGAUUAAGGAUGGCGUGGUGAAGACAACAGACUCGACCAAGGAAGAGCCAUCAGAACAAGGCUCGUCAAAUUCCUCAGAAGAGCUACGCAAAGCCCAGGAGGAGCUAAAACAAGCGAAUGCAAAAAUUGAAGAGCUGAAGCGCCAGAACCCAGAUCUUAGCAAGCUGCAGAGCCUCGCGCAAAGUUCCGAAAAGAAAGCGCAGGAGCUCGAAAAGGAGAAUAACACUCUCAAACAAACCUUGGCGCGUGUGAAGCAAGAAAUGUCACGAUACGAGGGCCGACGCAAGGAGAAGGAGACCAGGCUGAAGCAAAGAGAGACCAAACUCGAGGCCCGUAUCCAAGAGUAUCGCGAUCAACUCAAGACCACUACCCAAGAGCACCGGGAUUCAGAAGAGAAGCUGCGGGCCAGCUUCGACGAAGAGCGUCGCCGCAUGCAAACCCAAAUAGAUCUAUUGAAGAUCAGGGCAUCUGCAUCUGACCGCAGCAUCCCAACCCUGCGGCCACAGCAACGGCAUUCCCUCAGUCCGCGCAAAGCAUACGACGGUGUCCAUGUGCACGAUUUCGCAAUGCAAGAUCACCCACUACCAGACGAAGAGGCCACAGAAGACCUCGACGCACCCCCAAGCCCCAGCCCACGCUCCAAGGCCCGAGAACAACGCCAUCACACCCGCAACGCAACAACGGGUACCAUCGACGUCAAACGCACCGCACGAAACAUCGCAGCCGACGACGACGAAGUCACGCACUAUCUAAACGAGAUCCUCCCCAAACCACACACUACACACCGCACCAAUCAAACCACAGUCCCCCCAUCCUCUCCACCAGAAAUUCCAGCCCUGAAACCCCUCGACCGCAAUCAUCAAAAGUACCUCAACACGGGCGAAAAGCAGCGAAGCUACCGCUCUCUUUACCGACGCGAAACUACAGAUACUACCUCUGACAACCGCUACGGAAACCUCACCCACCGUCCCCGCACACACAUCAAGUCCGCGCUAGACUCGAUGUCCGCUGUCCCUCUCCAAUCCUCACGCCCUGCAUAUGCCGGGUACACCACUAUUACCGCCGGGGAGCGCGGUCUUCGACGGACGGGUCUGGCGGAUAUGAGAGGCGAGACUUUGUCGCCGGAGCGUGUGGCUGCGGCUAAGUCGAGGUUGAAGUUGAAGCAGGAUAGUCGGAAGGUUAAGGCGUUGGGGAAAGAGAAUAGUGGUGGGGAGUUAUUGAGGUGA